This is a messenger RNA of Xyrichtys novacula (pearly razorfish), 18427 nucleotides long. The record is from the annotation of a GenBank genome assembly. NCBI's taxonomy places the organism in Eukaryota, Metazoa, Chordata, Actinopteri, Labriformes, Labridae.
UUUUGACCGUCAAAUGUGUUAUUUAUGGUGAACAUGUUAGGCUGUUUCUUUAUCUGCUCGGCUGUUACAUACUUGCGCAGCUUUUACACAUUACAAAUCAGAAUAAAAAAAUCUUCAGUCUUGUCAAUAAUCAGAAUCAGUUACCACAGGGCAUCCAAAAGUAGUUUCAAAUAAGACAAAACAAACAUAAUCUCAGGGAAAUAUGCAUUUUCAAAAAAACAACCUGUACGUAUAAACUCAAAAAUGCACUGUAUAUCAGUCAAAGGAGUUAAACUGUGGAACAGCUGCAGCAAAGACAUGAAAACCUGCAGAUAGCAAAACAAGUUCAAACUCAUUUUUUAAAACCACAUUCAGAGUGGAUAUAAGAGAGAAAUAGAAACAUAAAUUUGUAACAAUGGGCGAGGUGCCUUUUUUCUGAUAUAUUUCCUUUUCUCUAUGCCGUUAUUUCUACACAUGCUCUAACUGAUUAAAUUACAGUAACAACAAUAAAGGGGUAAGACUAGAUAAGUUUUAUCAACGUCAUCCUACACCCUUUCGAACAAAGUAUGAUUAUCUAUGUUGCUACAGAGCUGUCUCUUUAGUUGUUUUUCUGCCAAAGCACAUUGUGUAUUUAUUUUGUUUUUAUUUUAACCUGUUCAAAUAAACUAUUAAACUAUCUUGUUUGCUUUAGGAUAUUAUGAAAAGGCAUCAGAAGGAAUUUAAGGAGCUUCCAAAAACUCUUUAUAGGAACUUUAAAUUAGUUUGAGCACAAAGUUAGGAGACAGCAUUCAAAAUCUUCAUCAACAUCUAUCUGAGCUCACCAAACUGAACUUUUAUGGUGAAACAGCUUAACCACAGAGUUGAAGUAGUAGUGUCGUUUUCCGAAUGAACAGGGACCAUGACAGUGACAGGUUUCCACAGCAGAGGUCAGGCGAGAGUCGAGGCUGAAGGGUGUAGAGUUUCAGCCUGAGGAGUCAGCAGGCGGAGCAGAUCAUAGGAGGACAGGAGGGCGGGUCGAGGGAGAGGAGUACCGGGAAUGUUAGUGGAUACUCACAGCGAGAGGAGGCGGCGACGCACCUGGGAAAUUACACGAUCAAGCAACACUGUGGUUGCCUCUUUAAUGGAGGCUUUAACGAAGAAUUGCAUGCGUAAAGUUUCAGCGGACUUCUAAAGAUGUACACGACGGAGCGCAGGCGAAUGAGCCUGCACGAGAUGAAGAGGAAAGACCCGGUUUGGGUUUCGGCUGGAAGUUUGUGGCAGGACCAUCUCGCCAUGGAUCUCAACGGCGGUAAACAUAUCGUCUCUCCGAGGAGUCGGACCAGAGCUGUAUCCGUGGCAUACAUCGUCAACGAGGACGCGUCCGUGCCACAGACUGAGGAGAACUUAUCCCUGAAAUGUCUGAAGGAAGCCUGCGCGGACGCACGGGCCGUUUUCAAAACCAUUUCGUUCGAGAGGAUCGCUUUGGGCUCCACAGACAUCCUGGAUAGUUUCUACAACGCAGGCAAGUGCAGGCAUGCGGACUGUGUGUGUGUGUGUGUGUGUGUGGAGGGGGGAGAUAAUAUGGAUGACACAAUUACGCACAUGACGCAAAACUGAUCUACCUUCCCAACGUUUUUUCCCCACAGAUGUCGCGGUGGUAGAGAUGAGCGACACUUUCUGCCAGCCUUCCCUUUUCUAUCACCUCGGAGUGAGGGAAAGUUUCAGCAUGACCAACAACAUUAUCCUCUACUGUUACAAGAAAGAUAGCGACCUGCAGGCUAUCAAGGUAACUGAACAACAAUAACACACACAGAGUGUGGUCACUGUUUGCAGUGAAAGUGGACUCCUGACCCAGCUGUGUGAAGGAGAAGGGGGCUGCAAACUUUUCAUGUGAAAAAAAGACAGAAAGCAAAUGUAGAUUUAGAAGCAGAGACAGAAAAUGAUGCUGGAAAAGCACCAGAAUGUUUAAUCAAUCAUCAGUAGGGGAGAGUGGGGUAAGUUGAGCCACCCCCUGUUGCUAGGAAAUGGUAAAAGAAAGAGAAAGAAAUUGACCAUGUGACCAAAUAUUUAGGGGAUAGGCAUCAGUUCAUGGAGUCUGUGAAGGUUAGAAGCACAUGGGUGAAGAGGUUAGACAUUUUCACUCUUGAAUUUAGUCUGUAAGCUUCAAACCAGAAAGUAUCAUUUUAAAUUUGUUUUAUACAUCAAUUGUGGUAUCUAUGAGCUACAACAUGAGGUCAAAAACCUAACAUAAAAGUCCACCAUUUUAGCUUAGAGGACUAAUAAAGUCAUAGUUGUUCAGGCAUGCUAUAUUAUCAAGACAGUUAUGUGUACAUUCAUUCUGUUAGUUUUCAGGGAUGCACAACAUCUUCAAAUAUAUGCAGAUAAACUAGUUAGAGACAAAACUAUGAUUGCCUUGAUGUAGUGAUCUGAAAUAUGAAAAAUGUCUCAUCUUACCCCACUCUCCCCUAUAUUUAGGAAUGAUUUAAUUUUGAUUCAAUAAUUCAAUGAAAUAUGAGAAUUGAAAUGAUCAAAACAAUGUGUCAGGGUGUCAAGUCUUUGUGAACAAAUAUAAAAAGGACCCUGCACCAAAAUCAACAAUAGAUCAACAACAGCUUUGUGAUUUAUAGAAGUAAAAUGAACAAAAGACAGAGUAAAUAUAUUCUUUAAAAGUAAGAAAUGAAAAAAGUAAACAAAGGGGAAGUGUUUAGGCGCAAAAUGAUGUCAUGUUAUUCAUCAAUUCAAAGGAAAGUGAACUUUUUUCCCACACAUACUAGAAGAAAUUACAUCAUAUAGAAGUUGCGACACUUAUUUCAGCCUUGAACGCUGUUAUUAACUGCUUUGGUAAAGAAUAGUUUACAGUUUCAGCACCCAUGAGUUUUAUAUCAAAUACACAAGUGGACAAGCGAACAAACUGUGUGGCUUUUGGACCAAAAUAUUAUUAAAAAUUAUGUGAAAGUAACAACAACAAAAACAACAACAAUAAUAAUAAUAAUAAUGAUAAUAACAAUAAUAAUGAUAACUUUAUUUUUAUAGCACUUUUAAAAACAGAGGUUUACAAAGUGCUUUGACAAACAGUCACACAGCACAGAACAUCAGCACAUGGAAAUAAAAACGAACAAAAACAAAAGCUCAGUUAAAAGGGGGCCUCAGAAUUGAAGGCCAGUUUCAUUUGUUGUAAGAAAGUAUAAAGUAUCAGUUAAGAGGAGAGCACAUGCACAUGAACAGCAUAUGAUGCGGCUGCUCCACCGACGUUGUUUAUGAUGCUUUUGUUUUGUGCCCACAGGAGCAGUGUGGGAGCUACACUAUGAUCGCAUAUGUGGUGUCGCCUCAGGGUAAAGUCUUUGCCUGUGAUGCUACAAUGAUGACGGGUAUCAAAGAGCUGAUGCAGCCCAGUUUCCAGCUGGAGCCCCUGCUGACCCCUCUGGUAGAGAGACUGGUGCAUAUGCUGAACAAUGUCCACGUCCACACCAGGUCAGACUCAAACUGCAGCGCUCUGUUGCACCAACAACAUUAUCGUCUCAGAUUACAUGUGCAUUUGCAUGUGGUUUAAUUUACAGCUCGUCUCAUGUUAGACUUCACUCAGCUGUUUUUUUUAUUGAAGAUCAUAAAAGUGUGAGAAUGUCACGGCCCCUCUGUUCUUUCUGCUGACAGUGAGUAUUUCCGGGAGUCGAUCAGGUAUGAGAUUCGUACGGCGCGGGAGCGGUUCAGCGGUCAGGCCUUGAGCGAGGAGCUGAGCCGGAUACAGAAACGGCUUGACAGCGUAGAGCUGUUGACACCUGAUAUAGUCAUGAACCUGCUGCUGUCCUACAGGGACAUUCAGGUGUGUGUUUAUGAGGCAAAUACUGAGACACAAGGUCUGCACUUCUUUUUGCAUAUUUAAAAAACAUUAAAGAAGCGUAUCCUGUAUUACGGAAGGUAACCCUACACCCUCUUUUGACAGGACUAUGACUCCAUUAUCACACUGGUGGAGACUCUCAACAACCUGCCCAUGUGUUUGGUUGCAGGGCAUCAGAAUAUCAAGUUUCAUUACAUAUUUGCUCUGAAUAGGUGAGUAAAAAAAAGCCUCCUGCAUUCAAAUCAAAUCAUAAUUCAACUAUCAUAACCUCCUUUCUCUUGCCACUGUCUUGUCUAUCAGGAGGAAUCAUCCGGGAGAUCGUGCCAAAGCUUUGGAGGCUAUUCUGCCUAUCGUUGAGUCAGGGAAAAAGGUGGCAUCAGACGUCUACUGCCUCUGUGGACGCAUUUACAAAGACAUGUUCAUGAGCUCUGGCUUCACGGACGUGCAAAGCAGAGACCAGGCCUGUUAUUGGUAUAACCUCUUUGUGUUUGUGUUUGCUGCCUGAGUGUACAACCUGAACCGUAGUAAUGAGCACGGUGACAUUUGUCUGUCUGCUAUAGCCUCUUUUACUGUUUCAGGUUAUACAUGUUUGAAGUGUAUAUUUACGAAUCAUUAACUAUAAUCCUUCACUGCUUUCUAUGUGAUACUUUUCAGGUACGGCAAAGCUUUUGAGACGGAGCCGACUCUGCACUCGGGCAUUAACAACGUGGUUCUCCUGAUGGCAGCCGGGCAUGAAUUUGACACUUCUAUUGAGCUGCGAAAAAUUGGUGAUUAAUGCUUUUGGAUAUUUUGUGUCAUCAGUUUUCCACUACUAAUGAAUUAAACUUAAAGUUUUAGGGGUUUGAACUCUUUGCAAAACAUGCAACUGAUAAUUAUCAACCUAAUUUUUGUGUAGAAGCCGUUUUUUAGUUUAUGUUGAAACCUUAUUUUUAAGCAAACAAAAGUCUCAGUUUAUAGUGUUAAUUGUAAGGACCAAAAAUAUAUGAUUUAAAAGUAAUUAAAUGGGUUGUUUCCAUUGAUUAGUAGAUUCAGAUACUCCUGUCUAUUAUGGGUGGAGUCGCAAUCUUUUAGGAAAGCCGGCACAGGUGUGCUUGUCAGAUUGUGUUUGAUUCAGGUUGAGAUGAGCGGCACAAAACAGUUUUUUGACCGUGAAACCGUGGCUUUUUUCGAUUUUUUGUACGAUUUCUGAAGUUGUGAGCCCUAUGGAAUCUGGAAUCAGCAAAAUAGAUGCAAAAACUACAGACCUUUGAGUACUGGAGUACAUUACUGUACUGGCUCGUCUCAUCCAAGUGGCUGUAAAUACUGUUAGAGGAAUCUGUCGCUACAUUUUGCAUAAAACUAGAAAGUACCAUUCGUACAGCACAUCAUUUAACACCCUGAGAGCAUAAGUGUUCACAAGGGAAUCAUAUGUUGUUGCCAACCAUCUCAGAAAUAUAUAACUAAUUUCACAGAUAGUUGUAAUGACUUAUUUUUCUCUGUGGGAUCAAAUCUGUGUUUUAGGUGUGACCCUGAGCACUCUGUUGGGUAGAAAAGGCAGUUUGGAGAAGAUGAAAGACUACUGGGACGUCGGCUUCUACAUCGGCGCCAACAUCCUCGCCAACGAACAUAAGAAAGUCAUCGAAGGCUCUGAAAAACUCUACCGGCUCAACGCUCCAAUCUGGUGAGAGUUCAGCACCAGCUCUUGAUUAGCUGUAAUCAUAAUUGUAAUCAAGAUAGAGUUUAGAGGGCUAGUUAGUGUAUUUUGAUGGGUUUGAUUAGAUACUCAGAAACCCCCUGUGGACUUAAAGGCUUUUAAAAUUUUCAAUGUUAAUAAGUUUGACCUGAUUUUUUUUCAGGUAUGUGGCAUCUAUUAUGGAGACUUUCAUCCUGUACCGCCAGUUUGCCAAGCCGCCUGAGGUGAAAUCUCUCAAACAGGACACUGUGGACUUCUGGACGGAGCUGCUCUUACAGACGUGUAAACCUACUGUUUCCACAGACCGCUGCCCUGUAAGCAACACCAAGAACCUUUACAGCAAAGAUAUUAAAAAGGGAAACUUUUGAGCAACUUUUAAGGAAGUUGGUGCUUUUGAUAACAAACUGGUAACGUCCAUUUUUAUCUUGGUAUUAACACACCCAAAUGUAACUGCAGACAGAGUGAUAACUAUAUCAAAAACAUGUUUGUUGCUGCCUUUCAGGUCCUUAUUCUGGAGCCUAGUAAAGUCCUUCAACCUGCUAUUGUGUGUGUGAGCGAGGAGGAUGAAAGCCGCACCGUCCAGUUGAAACACAUCACACCCUUGAAGGUAUGUGGACCCUCUGUCCUCCGCCCCCACCUUCACAGCUGCAUGCUCCUGAGUACUUGCUGUGUACACACAGAGCAGAAAAAUGACAUAAUGACAAGCAGACUGUGACUGUUUAAUCCAACAUGUUUGAGGGUGUGUUUUCCGUCGUUGUUUAUGAGGGACUGUCUCACUUUGUACAUCAGGAGCCAGGCUUGUUUACUUUCCUGUUUCAUGAAUGCAUCUGUGAAAUAAAAGCAAAUCCAUCAUGAGUGACGCACCAGACAGUCUUGAUCCUGUGACUUAACUUCAUCCUUAAUUCUACAGAAAGGCUUGCACCAGUGGACUUUCCCAGCAUCUGCAAUCCGGGGAGUGAGGUAAAGUGGAGUACAGCAUGUGCUAACAUCUCACAAAUAUCUGCAGCUCUCCGUUCUGGGUGUGGUCAGGCCUGCAGCAAAGCCAGAGGACCCGAAACACACUGGUUGCCAGGGAAACCUUGGCUGUCAGUCAGAUUUUUAGUUUCAGUCUUUGCUUCUUUGUUUGUUUUUGUUUUUAUUUUUCUUUUCGCCUGAAGAUAUUGAUCUGUGUUUUUGAGGACUUUACUCUCGUGUUGAGUGCAGAUUCAUCACUUUGGCAGUUUUCAGCAGAUACCCGAUACAGUCAGCUGCUGACUCAGUUAGAAACAACAAUGUUAUCAGAUGUGUCUGAAGACAGAUGAGAGACAGGUUUUUUGUUCUUUUGUUUUCACUCAGCAUUGACUUAAUAAUCUAUUUACCUCAGUUUGUGCACUUAAACCUGCUAACAUUGCUUCACACUUAAUCAUUAGCUUUUGUUGCUCCUGAACGGAACAAUCAUUGUCAAAUACCUUUACAUCUAACAGAGCUCAGUUUGCACCCAGAUUAUUUUAAACAAACAUGUCUUAUCUGAACUGAUACAUCUAUGAAUGUGAUUAUUUGUGUUUAAUUUUGUACAUUUAUUUCUUCCUUUUCCUCUGAAGUGCUUCAAAGAUCGAUGAGCGGAGCUGCUUUCUGUAUGUCCAUUACAAUUCAGACGACUUCCAGCUCUGCUUCCCCUCCGAGCUUCACUGUAAAGGGUGAGUCACAAACGAGCGUGCAAACAGACGACAGGUGCGUGUGUGUCUGUGCAAGGUGGUGUCAAAGAUCUAUUUACUUGGAAAAUAAAGAUGAUGAAGGGUUACAGGAGGACACUCAGACCUACUUUCAAACCAAGUCCAGUCAGUGGCUUUAAGAAAUGAGGGUGAUGUAAUUGUACGUAACGGAGUGAGUCACAAUUUCUACAUCGCCUUCUAAGAAAAAAAAAAAAAAAACAAGGACAGAUUUCUUCGGUCGCUCUUUCAAAGUCAGGCGACCUAAAGUACAUAAGACCGAUCUAUUUCCUUCUAAUCUCAUGUGGUUUCCACCACAGCAGAUACUGUAUCUCUUACCAUCAGCAGCAUCAAAGACACCAACUGUUUCUUUGUAUAUUGUUCAUUUAAACUCUCUUUUCAGCCAAGUUUCUAUUAAAUUCAGGAGUGUAGAAAGUUUUCUUUCUGCCCAAACAGGUUUCAGCUCCAAUGAGGAGCUUUUUGUUUGUGUUGAUUUCAGAAAUAGGUCAUAAACUGGAUGUAGGAGCAGCGUGUCAAUCAAGACGUCACUUUGACAUCUGCUGUACACCCUGGCAGCAGAUCCAAGCAGGAAUCUCAGUCUGGUUUCUGAUGGUCUUGUUUUUAUUUUUCUGGGUCAAAAGAAGCUCAAAGUUAAGUUUAGAACUUAGGAAAUAUACUUUUUUGUAAUCCAGGUCAACUCAACCCUCUCAAGACCUCUUUGUAGAUUCAAUUCUCAACAUAUGCAGGCGGUUUUCUCACCAACAGGCAUUUUCAAAAGUCAAAGUCAACUUUAUUGUCAAAUAUGCUAUACGUGUUAAACAUACAGCACAGAUGAAAUAAGGCCAUCAGCAGCAAGAAUAAUGGUUCUGUUUUUAUAUAGAAGACACACUCUUCACUCUUAGCCUCACUCUUCUGUGGUAAAGUCUAUUUAAGUGAAUUCGGGAUCCUCAACCCUGAAACCUCUGACCUCUUUACCGUCCUGCUCACAGUGGGAACGGUUUCUAGCUAAUGUUUGUUUUGCUUUAACUGAGAGCCGCUGAAGCUUUGUAUAACCACGUGCUUCAUUCCCAUAUUCAUCACUGUCUUUCUUCUUACGCUUCUUUCUCUUUAGUUUCUGUGAGCUGGUGAACUCUCUGCUCCAGCAGGCUGUGGACCCUGCUCAGAGCCUGGACCAUAUUAGUGAGGGGAUACUUGAGGUCAGUCGCAGUCGUCCGUGUCUCUGACAUAGCGUCUGUUCCAUUCUGGGUCUGACUUGAUCCAAUAAGUGGAAACUAUAAUAAUUAUCAUGAGGAGUAUUAUGAAUAAUAUCUGUUUGUGUAUUUACUUAAACUGACAGACUCCUCGACUUGUUUUUUUUUGUGUUAAAAAUAAAUGAAUGGCACGUCUGUUCUUCCGCUCUAAAAUAUUUUGCAUGUCAAAUCCCUCACCCCCUUGAUGUUUCCACUUUCAGUCAUUCUCAUUCUCAUCCAUGCUGUCUUCAUUUCUCUCUCCAGUACAUCUAUGAGACCAAUGAGAACGGAGACAAGGUGAUUCUGGGUAAAGGGACGUACGGUGUGGUGUACGCAGGGCGAGACCUGAGCAACCAAGUGCGCAUCGCCAUCAAGGAAAUCCCAGAGAAGGACAGCACGUACGGGAAAGCAACACUCACGCUGUUUUUCUCUCUGCUGGGAGACACAAAGCUGCAGUGUUUCUCACAGGAAUGGUUUUUUCCAUAAUAUCCUUAGAGGGACAGGAGUUGGCAGGACAGAUACUCACUGUCAUGAUUUAAGAUUGUGUAGUCUUCUCGUUUUUGUUUAUCACUCUGUAGUCUGCGCAGAGAUCUUCGGCUGGCUUUGCAGUACUCCUCUAAAGGAAAUGAGAUAUUCCUCAAGAGCUUUUGAAUAUUUGCCAAACCUUUCUGUGCUCAGGAGAGAGGAAGUUGUUUGAAGUUAGUCAGUUAAUGGAGUUGUGCUCUAAAAAUUCUUAAAAUGAGUAAAUAUUGCACAGAUUAGUAGAAUUCAAACCAUCAAAAUUGAGUUUAUUUUGCUAAUCGAUGCAAGACAGAGAGAAGAAGAGAGGAAAUACUGUUUUUGUUGCAUUCGCAGCUGCCAUGUGAUGUUAUUUUUUAGCUGUUAGUAGUUUGAAGAGGAAAAUUAAAAUCAGUAGAGCCAAGAAAAACAUCAUAUGACUAAUAAAAUCUGUGGGGAGCAGAUGGGUUACUGUGCUCUUCCUGCUUCAGGGUUUUUUUAAUGAUGCCUCAGACUUCCUUUUUUUUUCACUUUUCUGACUGAUAAUGAGCUCAUUCAUUUUGAACCCUUGACACCAGAUGCAUGUCACGAGAUCUCUACUUUUUCGCAUUUUUUUUUUUUAAAUAAUAAAAUGUUUUAUUGUUGAUGGACACACCUUUUAUGCUCAUUCCCUCUCAGGUACUCCCAGCCCCUCCACGAGGAGAUCGCUCUGCACAAGAGGCUCAAACACAGGAACAUCGUCCAGUACCUGGGCUCUGUCAGUCAGGAUGGUUUCAUCAAGAUCUUCAUGGAGGAAGUGCCAGGAGGUAGGAAUCUGAAAAUGUGCAGGAUAACUGCUCAUGACCCGACAUCCUGGCACAGGCGAUCUGAGGGACUUGGAAACCCCACUGUCCCUCAACGUGGAUAAAUGAAAAACAGGCGUGAGAAGAACACAGAAGAUCACAGCAGCCUUAGCACAAUUUAAAGUAAUUUAAAAUAAGCUGGAGGUUAAGAUGGAAACACUGUGAUGUUUUUAUUUCAGAUAAUUUUGGAAAGCACCUAGCAACCCUUCAGGGGGUCCAGACCCCACAUUGGGAAACACUUCUUCUGCACACAAGAGCACUCUUCAGUACAUUAAGUAAUUUUAAUAAAAUAUCUGCUCAAAACUAUUUCAGUAUUAGACAUCAAAAGCUUCUUCAACUUGAAUUAGUUGUUGGCUUUCAUCUGUGUCACAAUUUCAUUUCACUCUGAUUCCUGUCAUGCAUUUACAUCUGCAUCUAGAAAAUCUAAAUAGUUCUGCAGUUUCGCUCUUUCUAGCAAUCUCUAUCAUAUAAGCAACAACAACUAAAGAACUUGUUGACACAGAGUUUACAUGAGGAACUUGGAGAGAGCGACCUUGUCCAGUUUCCUUUCAAGUGCAAACAUAAGGAAUCCUUGCCCUUACAUUUAGAUCUGCCUUUCCCUGCUUACUGUGUGGUUUUGUUUUGGAGGGAAGCCUUUAUUAAGCAUGCAGGAAGUCAGAGCCUGAAGAGUGUAUUGAUGUGUGUGUAUGUGCGCGUGUGUGUGCAUGUGGUUGUGUAACCUCAACUGGAAGUCAGUUAGUGGGUGAGACAUCCUGCUCUCUCAUUGGAGAGAAAGUCUCUCCAGAUAAUGAUGUCAUCAUCUCAAAAAUAACCUAUAACACGUGGACUCUCCUGAUCCAUACCUGGUCUGAUAUCACCAGCAAAGUCGAAAUCAUGUCUUCCUCUAGUUUGUGACUUUUGAACAUUUAAGAAAUGUCAUUUAAGUUGUUUUCAGUUGUUUUCUCCUUUUGUUAAUUUUCAUUCUUCAUACAGGUAGUUUGUCUUCUCUCUUGCGCUCUAAAUGGGGUCCUCUGAAAGACAACGAGGCCACCAUCAUCUUCUACACCAAACAGAUCCUGGAGGGGCUCAAGUACCUUCAUGACCAUCAGAUAGUCCACAGAGACAUUAAGGUGAAGAAGCGGUCUUGAACUCUGUGGGACAAAUGAAUACAGUGACGAUUUCUAGGGCUGGGCGAUAAACCGAAAAUUUACUGAUACCCAAAUUUACGACAAUAACCAACGUUGUUUUGUCCUUAUCGGUAUAUUUGGGGUCAAAUAAAAAAAUAAAAGUUGGUUUUGGAUGUGUGUAGGUAGGCUAUGGUCUCACGUUCCUUUAAGACGCUGUCCUACAUCAGAGACAUGACUCCACCCCAUCCAGUCGGUAACAAAGAGGGAAAAACAGGUGAGGAGAUGGAGGACGGUUCAAAAGUUGACGACUGAAGUAGACGAAGUUAAUGUGGGAGGGGGUGAGCAGCUUGUGGAGAAGUUAUUGUCUAUUUAUCGUUAUCAAGGUGAACUGCUCAACAUAUCGUGAUAUUGAUUCGAGGCCUUAUCGCCCAGCCCUAAUGAUUUCCAUUCUUAGAAUAAUGAAAUUGCAGUUAAUGCUAUAAAUCUAAAUAAAAUCUGAAUGUGGAUCAUUUGUCUUUUCUGCAGGGUGACAAUGUCCUGAUAAACACUUACAGUGGAGUUCUGAAGAUCUCUGACUUUGGCACCUCUAAACGAUUAGCAGGAAUCAACCCGUGCACUGAGACAUUUGCUGGUAAGAUGCUUUUUAAAACAUGUAUCUCAGUUUUGUUUGUUUCUGACACCAUGAUCCCCAUUUAAGGAUAAAUGUGCCAAAGUGACAUUUCAAUCAUGUUUAUGAUGUUCCCUUUUGUAACAGGAACCCUCCAGUACAUGGCCCCAGAGAUCAUAGACCAAGGACCUCGGGGUUAUGGGAAGCCGGCUGAUAUCUGGUCCCUCGGGUGCACUAUUAUAGAAAUGGCAACUGGCAAGACGCCUUUCCAUGAGCUUGGAAGUCCACAGGCAGCCAUGUUCAAGGUAAAAAAUAUUGUAAUUUUGUAGAUGUGAUUAUAGAAAAUGGAUUAUCCCCAGAUGAUGAAACUUCCUGGAUUAAUCCACCCAUUGUCAGGACUUUUGGUUUGCAGUGUUCAUGAUAUAAACCCAACUAAAAGAAUUCCCAUGAGCCUGAGCUACAGGGUGUUUAUUUAUAUUAGCUUGGAAACAGAACUAGCGAGGUCAACCAAGGUAAACAUAAGCAUGAAAGCAUUUCUCUGUCAGCCUUUAAUCACGGCGGUUAGCUCUGAGCUCUGAGUUAUGCCGUCCUAAGAUGAGUUGGCAACAUACCAGAUAAGUAAUAGAGAUAUUAUGCAUGCUCUGAUCUACAAAGUGGGAUUUUAAGACACUUAACAUGAUUUGAAAUUGGUCGUGUCUUUUAAAAAAUAUAGAGUAAAUAUGGAUUUGAUUGAGUUUACUGAAGGAUUUUAACUAAAUUGAUCUCUAAGAGCAUAAAACUCGGAUUCAAGAUGUCUAAAUAAACACAAAAUGUGUUUUUUAUUGUUAAUGUGCUCGUGUUUAAACUCUUCGAGUAACUUUUACACAAUUUCAUCAAGGUGGGCAUGUUCAAGAUCCACCCAAAAGUCCCGGAGUGUAUGUCAGACGAGGCAAAAGGCUUCAUCAUGAACUGUUUCGAGCCGAACCCUGACAACAGAGCCACAGCCGACGAGCUGCUGAACGACACCUUCCUCAGGUCGUCUCCCAGGAGGAAGGCAAAACCUCAGCAGGAAUCUGAAUCGAAGGACAGCCUCUCUGCAGGUUAGUGCGUGCUAAUCGUCUUUCAAGGUCAAGGGUUCAUCAGAUUUCUUAUGAGUUUUAUCUUUAUGAUCUCAACACAUAUCUAACUUGUAAUCUCUGGGUUUUUACAGCCGACUAUCAACGCAGCCUGUCUGUGCCUAUCUCCAUCCUUGUGGAGGACACCGAUUCGUACUCAGGUUCGAUCGACCUGUCCUGUUCUCUGGACUUCAGAAGGCCGCACUCUGCUCUCUUAACAAAUGAAAUCUCAGAGAGCCCACCGAGCGCCUGCAGCUUCCUGUCGUGAGUUACACUGUUACCCAACAGAGGAGGAAAGUUGUUCGAUUUCUGCACCAGAUGUAAUUCACAGGAUUUUACGUCAGUGGCAAACCGCACUGAGGUUUCCUGUGUAGGCAUAAAAUAGGGCAAAACGCCAACAUAAGAAAUGCCACAGUCUACAGUAAAUCAUAUAUAACUGAUGAAAUCGCCUCAAAAUCUAAAACUCAAAUAUUGAUAUGUAAAUGUAAACUCUUCUCAUGAGCUGAUCUGGUGUUAUUGACCCUGCAGAUUACCUGAGGACUCUCCAUCAGAAAUGUGCAGCCCGGCAUCAACAGGGGAGAGCGUUGGGCUGUUUAUGCUGAGGAAGGACAGCGAGAGGAGGGCCACCCUGCACCGAGUCCUCACCGACUACAUCAGCCUGGUCGUCUUUAACAUUCAGGACUCUGUGCCUCAGGUGGGUGAAGAAAAGUCACAAAUCUAAUCUAAUCUAAUCUAAUCUAAUCUAAUCUAAUCUAAUCUAAUCUAAUCAUGGAGGACAAAAACUUCAUCACUAAAGGGUUAUUUGUUUGCAUAUAUAAAAGGAAAAAAAUGGAUAAAUAACUAGAGGUAACAUCCACCUUUUAAAUUUGCAGAGUAAAUCUUUGGGUUUCCUUGAGCCAAAAUUGAUCAUUAAUGAUUCAGAACCAAAGAUACUGUUUGUCGACACCAAGUGAAACUUUUAUUUGCUGAGUGAAUCCUCAUAAUUCUACCAUGACCAUCACUGAAAAGACUGAAAACUGCUUCAAAACCCUUUUCUUUUUUAAUUUCUACAAAAAGAAAUUGCUUAAAAUUAAGUUAUCAGACAGGAUUGUGUUUGGAAACCUCCUUUUGCCUCAUAAUUAAUCAAACACGCAUUAUUAACUGCAGUUUCCAAGUUGCAUCCUUCGUAUAUUUUGUGGCUAAGAUGUAUACGCCACAGUGCAUCACAGUCCCUGAUGGAAAAAUAGCAUGAAGGGCUUGAGUUUCAUUUCCUUAAUUCUAAACAUGCAAACCCGACUGACACUCUCAACCAACAGUCACAGAGUUCAUUCCAGAGUUGGUGCCAACGAGUAACUUAACAAUAACAAAAGCAUCUAGGAGUCUCUCUUCAUUCAGAGUAAGAACUACACUGUCAAAAUACCAGCACAUGCUUAUUUUUUCCUCUUCCGCUGUAGGUAAUGUUGCCUUGCUGUUGAUAACACUUUGCUCAAAGUGUGAAAUCUAUAAUAAAUAGCAAUAAUGUAGUAAUGAAUAAGAAUGAAAAGUAAAAUGCACUUGUAAAACGUUGCUUUAAAAUCAGAAUUUGAGCUACCAUUUGGAAAUACAGUCAGACUAAUCCUUCCCUUAAACAGCCGUCAGAACUAUUGAGACCAAACUGUUAUUUUCUAAAACACCCGUCUUCUAACUGAACUUCAUCUAGUUAAAAUACAGUUGAAGUCAGAUCUUGGAUAUCAUGACCUGACUUCACUCCUGUUUUCAAACAAAUUUCAACAUUGAAAUCUGGGUCAUGACUCACAGAGCAUCAGCAAGUCUUGACAUGUAGGUGAAGGAAUGAUCCCUGGAUGAAACGAAGAGCCUAUAAGGCGGGAGUGUGGAUCCCUCCUUUGGUUUUGAUAUGACACAAAUUGCCCAGACAUGCCGCCGCACAAUAAAUGAACAAUAAUUAAGCAGCGAGUGCAAAUCCAACAAGGAAGUUGUCUUGCAAGAAUGUAAUUUUGAGCCUUAGGGUACUUUUGAUGUCAUAUGUUAACCAGGAGUAGCACUUGUUUUUCACUUAGAAGGUGUCUUGUGCACAACAGUAUUUCCCUGAAGCGAAAAGGUGUUGGUGCUACUUUCUUAAUUUGUUUUCUGUCAAAGUCUUUAGAUGCCAGGUUUAGAUCUAAAGAACAAUACUCCAAAUAGAAAAUCUUAAUUAGUAAUAACCCCUUUGAGAUGUUUAAUCUUGUUUUUAAUAGGUUCUUUAAAAAAAUUGAGCUACCAUGCGUAUUAUAAGGUCUGCUCAGUCUUGUUGCACACUCAGUUUUGUGUUUGUGCAGCAGGAAAUAAAGAAAAAUGCAAAAUUUAAUGUUUUUAGACAUUGCAAAACCAACUUCAGAUUUAAUGUCUUUCUCUGAAGCUUUUGUAACCCCAUACUCUAGAAAAAUUGCAUGUAUUAACCGACCAAAGAGCUAAAACAACAAUUAGACGGUGCCCUCAUUCUUCACUUCCUGUCAUCUUGUCUCUUAAAGCACGGGGAAGGACCACAUCUCACUGCAGAACACAUCACUGAGCUCAUCAAAUGCUUGCGAGACAACAUCCGCUCCCCAGACAGGAAACAGCUGACCAGCAGUCUGCUGGACCUCCGAGCCACACUGGUCACUGCCGCAGUGCCCAUGAGCAGCCUGCAGGUGGUGCUGUUCAGCUUUCAAGACGCAGUAAGUUUACUCAGGAGUCUACGCACAUCUUUCACAGCAGCUACUCGUUCAGUGACAUGUUUUGGCUGAAAUGUUUUGCGCUCUGUUCUCUGUGUAGGUGAAGAAGGUGUUGAGGCAGCAGCAGGUGAAACCUCACUGGAUGUUUGCUCUGGACAAUCUGCUGAGACAGGCGGUGCAGGAUGCCAUCACUGUGCUGCUCCCAGGUAAAGUUUGAUCUGAUUUUAGUGGAUAUCUUGCAAGGAAAGCAAAAAUAUUUGAGCAUGAGGGUGUUUUUUUUGCCUCUUUUUGUGUUCUUUGUAAUUCUUUUACUUGAAUUUACAAACUUGUUUUUUAUACUUUUUGUUAAUCCUGUAUUUUAUUUAAUUAUUUUCCACACCUCCUCCUCUUUCUAUGUGUCUCAGAGCUGAAAAUCCAGCUGCAGUCCUCAUUUGAGGUUGAAGACAGCACUCCCGAGGAGCAGUCCAUUGACCCUGACACUCCUAUCGCUAUCGCACCUGAUCAACAGGUGGCGCCAGCAGACUUCCAGCCGAUAGCAACGAUAACUGAAUUCCUUCCUGCAGACAGCCCCAACACCCCCACAGACCUCAUCCUCAACUCCAACUGCCCCCUCAGUGACAAACUAAAGGACCUACGUCUAGAAACGAGACGGUAGAUUUGACUUAUUUUCAUGUUUGUUUUUUUUAUUUUUCAUAUUUUUAAUAAACACUAAAUGAUUUUGUGUUUAUCAAGAGCCAGUGCACUUGGACAAUCAAAACUUCCGUGAUUAAUUAUGGCUGUCUUGCAGCUCUGGCCUCGGUAUUAAGCAGUAAACAGAGUGAUUAAUGAGGAUUUUGAGAUGCUGCUUUUUCUGCUGAGUAAUGAAGGCUUUUCUGUGCUGCAGACUGCUGAGUCAGCUGAAUGAGAAGGAGAGAGAGUACCAGGAGCUGCUGAAGAACUCUGUGCAGAGGAAACAGGAACAGAUAGAUGCUCUGAGGAAAGCAGCAGUCGCUGAAGGUGAUGAUAUAAGUUUAACCAUUAACACCAGAUUUUCUCUUUAGGUUUUAUUUCGGCAGCUUUUCUAUUGAGGAGAAACAACAUGGAUAAAUUAGUUUUAGAGCAACUGUGUAAGAAAAAGACUCUUUUAGCCUAACACACCACUGGCGUUUUGUAUAUAUCUUUAAAAAGUAAUGAGUCAGGAAGGGAAGACAGCAAAAUCGUACCAAAAUUCUGUGUAGAUCUGCAUUUUUUAUGAUAUGAGGCCAAAGCUGUCUGUGGUGGAGUUGAGUGCAGGUUAAGUCCCUAUUUUUAUAUCAUCAUAAAAUAUUAGGAAGACUGUUUUACUCCAAAUAGUUUCCUGCAUAAACCUUUUAGACCAUUUGAAUGUGAAAAAUGCAUCUUUCCUUAUUCUGACUGAUCCCAUUGGCGUGUCUUUAGAUUAAAAUCACCAGUUUGGUAACAGUGUUGAGCGUUCACCACAGCUCUCCUAAUGGGGCGAUACACCGUAGAGGAAUCGCUGCAGGUGUCUAAUAAAUUAGACUCUUUACUUAUCCAAAAAUCUUGUUCCCAGUAGUAAAGUCGGAUAAACAGCUAUUACCGUUAGCUUGCUGUCUUUCUUUUCUGGGUACAUUCUGUACAAACAUCGAUUAAAAUCAAGGCUAGUUCCCACCCUCCUGAAAUCCUAGGGCAGAAAUAAUGAUUGAUUACAUCCUUUAGGCAUCAAGGUAGUAACGGUUCUUGAACAAGAUGUCACUUGAAUGCUCAUGCAGGUGAAUGUGUGACAGCCCUCACUUCAGAUUGAACAAACAACAGUGGCCUUAUACUGAAAAUCGAGUUUUAAAUCUGAUCUGUACCAGUUUUCAUUAUCAAACCUCUACAUCCAACUAAAGUUAUUAUAUCUCAAUGUUUUAACCUCAAGUCAGUCAUUAGUGGAGCUGUUUCAUACGUCCAGAGUCAUUUGCCAAUCGCUCUAACAAUGAGCCAGUUUCUAAGAUUUGGAAAGAGCUCACUCUAACACACAAGCUACGGCAUGACCCGUAUUGCAUCAAUAGACCUCUGUUAGUUUAUCAAUAUACCGAGGGAUUCUCAUUACUGUUUCUUAAGACUCGUACUAGUCAAUCCCCACCACGCCUCAGCUUCAGGCGCAGGAUUUCUGCCUGACUGGUUUGUGUCGGAGUCAUCGAACGUCGAGUCAUCAGCCACAAUGUGCUCAAACUUGACUCGUCACUUUAGGUAAUGAUUAUACAGCGCGCCUGCGGUAACUCGACAACAGCGCCAUGUGAUACUGUUUGUCUGUUUUGAAGUGCUAAACGUGUUCAUGUCUUUACUUUAUAGAUGGAGAAUUAGCUCUACAGAAAAGCUCUAAUCCAGAGGUGAAGGCUUUAGUGCGCUGGCUCAAGGCUGUCCCCGUAGAUCAAGACACUAUCGACAAGGUAAACUCAACGCUCAGCCAUUUUUGACAUUUCUUUCACUCCUGACGAUGCAUUACUCAUAUGUGCUCUUCUCACACCUGCAUGACCUUUCCUCCAGUUGCUCUCUCACGGGUUCACCUUGGAUUGUCUCCUCCACAUCGCCUCCAGGGACGAUUUGAUGUACUGUGGAAUAAGGUGAGCCGCCUCACACCGUCAGUCCACGCAGGAGCUCAGGAGGGGACCUUGUUAUUUUGUGUUACGUCAAGUCUGUCAAGCCCCAGUUAUCUUGAAUCUGAAUCUGUUGUCGUUUCAGAGGAGGCAUGCUGUGUCGAGUCUGGGCAGCCAUCACGGCUCGCAGGAAAAAACAGCUCAGCACGCACGACGAGGACGGCGAGGACGAUCCGUUUGAUGGCUGCUGAUGUUGUGCAUCAAAAGACAGAUUCACUGACAGGCUGGUCCUGUUGGAGGAAGGGAGAUGGAGAGCAAGAUACACUUUGGUUCCCUUGUCGACCUGUGAAUGUAUUCCUUCUGAGAUACCGAUCAGUUCUUCCAUUUCCUGUGCAUAUCAAGUAGUCUUGGCAGCAUUUUGUUUAACAGUUUCUCAGGGCUUUUUAAACUGGGACUAUAAAAAAAACAGCCUUUUAAGGGAGAUGAUUCACCUGCAAGUAAACAUGUGAAUGCAAUUUUAACAAUGUCUUUUGACGACACUUUUUGUGUGUUUGUGAAAUCUUAGCAGGUCUAAGUUUAAACUAUAUUUAAGAUGAAUGUCUGAAAAGGAUUGUUUUUCUUUUUUUUUCUGUCAUAACUGAUUCAGACAAUAAACAGGAACCUUAAAUCUC